CCCCCAUAAUUUGUCUUUAGUUUUUAUACUUUCCUUCAUAUCAUUUGUUCUGUCAGGUGUUCCCUGGCCAUCGCCUUGCCCAUCUCCUUCCUCUCGCCCACCUUCUCGGUACCAAUCAGGUCCCAACUUUCUUCCACCUCGGGCAGCCACCCCUACAAGGCCGCCUUCCAGGCCCCCCUCACGGCCAUCCAGGCCCCCGUCUCACCCCUCUGCUCAUGGUUCUCCAGCUCCUGUCUCUACUAUGCCUAAACGCAUGUCUGCAGAAGGGCCACCACGGAUGUCUCCUAAGGCACAACGGCACCCUCGAGGUCACAGAGUCUCUACUGGUAGGGGUACAAUUUCAAGUGGCUUAGAAUUUGUAUCUCAUAAUGUACCAGGGGAAGCAUCUACUUCUACAGUGGCACGAGGCAGCCCAUCAGGUGGGACGUGGUCAUCAGUUGUCAGUGGGGCUAAAGAUUCCAGGCUUCAGGACCAGAGGCAGAAUUCUGCAACUGGAAACAAGGAAAAUGCUAAAUCAAGUGAGAUUUCUCCUAGCUUCACUAAACCUGAAAACAAAGGUGUAUCUUCAGUUGUUUCAGAACAUAGAAAACAGAUUGAUGAUUUAAAGAAAUUUAAGAACGACUUUAGGUUACAGCCAAGCUCCACCCUAGACACAGUGGAUCAACUGCUAAACAAAAAUCCAGAAGGUGAAAAAUCCAGAGAUGUGAUUAAAGAGAAAACAGAAUCAAACUCUGAAGAAUCUGUCAUUGAAACCAGCAGUAAUGCGAACUCUAACAGUGGCAGUAGCAAAUCAAAUAGUCCCAGUAUUUCUCCAUCAACUAGCAGUAGCUCUGAGCAGAAACGAGGACCAGUGGUAACCUCUCAGGGUGUACAGACAUCUGGACCUGGAAGUAAACAAGGUGGUAAAGAGGAUAAAGAAGAGAAGAAAGAUACCUCAGAGCAAAUUAGGAAAUCAACACUUAAUCCUAAUGCAAAGGAGUUCAACCCUCGAUCUUUCGCUCAACCCAAGCCUUCAACUACAUCAACCUCACCUCGUCCACAAGCUCAGCCUAGCCCUUCUAUGGUGGGUCAUCAACAGCCAACUCCUGUGUAUACUCAGCCCGUUUGCUUUGCACCAAAUAUGAUGUACUCAGUCCCAGUGAGCCCAGGCAUACAGCCUUUGUAUACUAUUCCCAUGACGCCCAUGCCAGUGAACCAAGCCAAGACCUAUAGAGCAGGUAAAGGUGAGAAUAAUACUGCCUCUUUGGAUUUAGACUGCAUGUAGCAUUAAUAG
Molecule: messenger RNA, 1273 nt
Organism: Pelodiscus sinensis (Chinese soft-shelled turtle)
Lineage: Eukaryota; Metazoa; Chordata; Testudines; Trionychidae
Source: RefSeq, a predicted model, not a curated record